Molecule: messenger RNA, 2467 nt
Organism: Diorhabda carinulata
Lineage: Eukaryota; Metazoa; Arthropoda; Insecta; Coleoptera; Chrysomelidae
Gene: GTPBP1
Product: GTP-binding protein 1
Exons: 12
Coding region: 239-2191 (650 amino acids)
Biological process (GO): translational elongation
Molecular function (GO): GTP binding; translation elongation factor activity; GTPase activity
Source: RefSeq, a predicted model, not a curated record
UACUUGUCACUAACGACACGUCACGAAAACGAAAGUUGAAUUGUCAGUGGUCACCAAUAGUUGUCAAAGCCGAUUUAUGAUGAUAAUUGUAAUUUUAGUUUCAGUGUAAUUGUUACAUGAGAAUCUUUUGAAAUUUGAUUAUGUUAUUGCUACAUUCAACUACAUAUGGUGUGAUAGAGAUAUUUAUAACGUAAAUAUAUAUAUAUUUUUUGGAACAUUUUUGACAAAACUGCAUAUUAUGAGUGAUAACAGGGAAACACUGAGCUCGUUUGUGGACAAGCAAGAUCGCUCAUCUGAAUAUGAUAAAAUUUUGGGGAGAAAAGUCCUAGUUGCUCCUACAGAACAACAAUAUGAGUUGCUGUUGAAGAAUUUGAGGCAACAGUUGGGAGAAGGAAGAGGAGAAGUUAUCUUAGAGAUUGGUCGAUCAGAUGAUGGUACAGAAAAUGGAUUGUUGGAUGACGAAUUAGAUGCAGCAGUUGCCACCCUCCAAUCACUAGCGAAUACAUUAGAAUGCAGUUGCGUGAAACUCAGAGAGAGAAAAGAAGCUCGUGGUGUCGUUGUACAAUAUUUAAUUAGGAGAGUGCUCGACCAAACUGAUUUUCUGGAAAUUCGUGUGGCUGUCGUUGGCAAUGUUGAUGCCGGCAAGUCUACUCUAUUGGGAGUUCUCACACAUGGAGAAUUGGAUAAUGGUAGAGGUCAUGCAAGGCAGAGACUAUUUAGACACAAACAUGAGAUGGAAUCUGGUCGAACAAGCUCUGUUGGAAAUGAUAUAUUGGGCUUUGAUGAAAAAGGUAAUAUUGUGAAUAAACCUGAACACGGAUCUUUGGAUUGGGUGAAAAUCUGCGAAAAAAGUUCUAAAGUCAUAACUUUCAUUGAUCUCGCCGGACAUGAGAAGUAUUUAAAAACUACUGUGUUUGGGAUGACUGGACAUGCACCAGAUUUUGGAAUGUUGAUGGUUGGUGCUAAUGCGGGGAUAAUAGGCAUGACAAAAGAACAUUUGGGACUUGCUUUGGCUCUAUCGGUGCCAGUUUUUGUGGUAGUUACAAAAAUCGACAUGUGCCCAGCUAAUAUUCUCCAAGACAAUCUCAAGAUGUUGGUGAGAAUAUUGAAAUCUCCUGGUUGUCGAAAGGUACCAGUUAUGGUAAAAACAUCCGACGAUGUGGUAUUGAGCGCUACAAAUUUUGUGAGCGAAAGAUUGUGUCCUAUUUUCCAAGUAUCCAAUGUUACCGGAGAAAAUUUGCUUUUGUUGAAAACUUUUCUGAAUUUACUUACUACCAGGAUGGAAUACCAUGAAAACGAACCUGCCGAGUUUCAAAUCGACGAUACAUAUUCUGUACCAGGAGUUGGUACAGUCGUUUCGGGUACAACACUGAAAGGAGUGAUAAAGUUGAAUGAUAUAUUGAUGUUGGGUCCCGAUCCACUAGGACGAUUCCAGCAAAUAGCAGUUAAAAGCAUCCACAGGAAGCGAAUGGCUGUCAAAGAAGUCAGAGCGGGACAAACUGCCAGUUUUGCUCUUAAAAAGAUAAAACGAUCUCAAAUUCGAAAAGGCAUGGUUAUGGUAUCUCCAGCUUUAAAUCCACAAGCUUGUUGGGAAUUCGAAGGAGAAAUAUUAGUUUUACAUCAUCCUACUACCAUCAGUUCUCGUUAUCAAGCCAUGGUACAUUGUGGAAGUAUAAGACAGACUGCAAGCAUUGUUAGUAUGUCUAAAGAUUGCCUUCGAACAGGUGACAAGGCUUUGAUUCACUUUAGAUUCAUCAAACAUCCGGAAUAUGUCACACCUGGUCAAAGAAUGGUUUUUAGGGAGGGACGUACCAAAGCAGUUGGUAACGUAAUAAGGAUUUUAUCUCAUUCUACACCUACCCAUCAAGGAAAUAGAUUGAAACAAAGUAAACAGCAACGUUAUGGAAGUGGCCAUCAAAAUAAACAUGAAAAAAAUCAUGGCAAGAAUGAAAACAUUCAAGAGGGCGUUGAUCAAGAUAUGAUGGAAAAUGAGACGGAAGAAACGGUCGAUAAACGAGAUAAUACAUCGCAAAAAACUGGAAUGAAGAAAGGACGAAGUCGACGCGGUGGUCGGGGGAAAUCGAAUAAUAAUAAUAAUCCGACCAUGGGUUUAGUGAAACACCUUCCAGAUGUUACAAACAUCACCCCUUUAUCAGCUGCAAAUAGAAACACCGCAGCUAAAGUGCAAUAGAUAUAACAUUUCAGCUCCCUCAAUGUCCGUUUUUCGAUAUAAAUACGUUUAAAUUCUUAUUUUUUUUCUAUGUUUAAAAACAUUUUUGGUUUUUACCACCUGACAUGAUCGAUUCUAGUUUUGGAAGAAAAUAUUUUAUUUUUUAAUUGAUAAUCGAAUUUAAUUUUCUUUCUCCAGUGAUACAUCGAUGAAUUAAAGAACACAAAUGAAAAUUUCUGCCGUUAUUUUUUGUGCUGAAGUUGUUUUUUAUAAUAAAACCUCAAAAUAUUUUCAUAA